AUGUUUCUUUUAGGGAAUAACUGUUUGAACUUUUGUAACUGUGACUUUUAAAUUUAGUGAAAGUUUGUCCGCUCAGCCUAAACACAUCGUUUGCUGUUCUUUGGAGGUGAAACUUCCAGCCCCAAGUAUGGAUCUGUGUUUAUCUUCUCUGCUAGGUCGAUCCAAUUUUACAUUUCAAUUUCACAGUUUUGACCGUUUAGUUCAAUUUAAGCCUAACGGCAGAUAAGCUGUUCCCUUUCCAGUACAACAUGACACACCUUCACAUUCUCUGAGAAUUUCCCAGGUGUUCAGUCGCCCUAAAUAUUUUAGGCCUUGCUAAAAGUUUCCCGUCCCUUCAACUUUUUCAUGUUUUGUCACGUUACAGCCUCAAACUUCAACGUUGCGACUCUACGGGAUAGACAAAGUUUCACAAAACCAUGACUUGGAAUGAAAAUAAUGUGUUUUAAAUCACUCUGAAUAGUUAUUUUAAUUUUAUUUCAGUUGUGACUUCAGAUUUUCAAUUCUGUGUUCGUCUUUAUUAAUUUUAACCAGCUGUUUUAUUUUUUAUUUAUUUUUUUUUUGAGAAUGCUUAGUUUCAGUUUAGUUUUUAUUAGUUUCCGUUAUAGUUUGGUUUUUGUCUGUUGCAUAACAGGGGUAAGGCAGAAAGUAAAUUUAGUUUUUGGAUAGAAAGAUCUUUUAAAAAAACAAAACAUUUUAAAGUAAUUUAAAGAAAAUGUGUUAAUUUAGUGCAAAUGGACGACCAUGCAUACCAGUCAAUUAUGAAAGAUGUAUAGCAGAGUAACUUUUAAAAAUCCAGCAAUAUUUUUAUCUGUUAACAAAAAUGUUUUUCUUCUAAUUUUGUGUUAUUUUUAGUUUUAACGAUAACCUUGCACCUUCAGUAAACUAUCUGGAAAUGGAGAGUUAUGUGCCUAAUUUGGAUAUUUAUUGACUGAGUUGUGCACGAGUUGCAGUUUGUUCUAACAUGCGUUGUGUUUAUGUUAAAGAGUGAAGGUCAACAAGAAGAGAUUUGCUCAGAGCAGAGCUAUGUGUUGUUGCACGCAUCCAGGAAGACCUUCAGCAAUGUGAAGGUCAGCAUCUCAGCCCAGUGGACGCCGUCCACCCAUAACGACAGCGUUCCUGCGUUCUGUCCGGUCGAGACAUGGGAGGAUAAUCACCUGUUUGCUGACGAAAAGCAGGCCACGCUGUUUUUGGGAGCUCUGGACUCGAUCUUCCUCUUCUCGUAUGCGGUGGGUCUGUAUCUGAGCGGCAUCAUCGGGGACAGAGUCAACCUGCGCUACGUGCUCUGCUUCGGCCUGUGCGGAUCCGCCGUGGUGGAAUUCCUCUUUGGCACCCUGACCGAAUGGCUCCACGUCUACAACAUCUACCUGUACUGCAGCCUGUGGGUGCUGAACGGCCUGCUGCAGUCGGCCGUCUGGCCCUGCGUGGUGGCCGUCAUGGGCAACUGGUUCGGCAAAGCGGGGCGCGGCUUUGUGUUUGGACUGUGGAGUGCCUGCGCCUCAGUGGGGAACAUACUGGGUGCCUUCCUGGCCUCAAGUGUGCUCAAGUACGGAUACGAGUACGCCUUCCUGGUGACUUCUGUGGUACAGUUUGCUGGCGGGGUGGUGGUGUUCUUUGGCCUCCUGACCUCGCCGAAAGAAGUCGGUUUGCACUUGGAAUCAGAAACCGGACUGAGCCCGGUGGAGACGGACACGGACAGCCACAGACCGCUGAUGAGUGACGAGGAGGAUGAUGAGCAGGAGGUGGAGACGUACAGCCAACGAUGCCGCACGGAUCAGCCACCGGAGGAGCCUGAGGACGAGCCUCCUUACGCCAUUGGCUUUUUCCAGGCGUUCUGCCUUCCUGGAGUCCUGCUGUACUCCUUGGCGUACGCGUGCCUGAAGCUGGUCAACUACUCCUUCUUCUUCUGGCUGCCGUUCUACCUGAGCAACAACUAUGGGUGGAAGGAGGCCGAGGCCGACAGGCUGUCCGUAUGGUACGACGUCGGCGGAAUCGUGGGGGGAACCCUUCAAGGUCUGAUCUCUGACUUCAUGGGGAAGAGAGCGCCUGUGUUGGUUUUCAGCCUCGUAAUGGCAAUGGGCUCCCUGGUGGGAUAUAGCCGCUCUCCUAAUGACAAGGUGAUCAACGCAGUGAUCCUGGCGAUCACUGGCUUCUUCAUCGGCGGUCCGUCCAACAUGAUCAGCUCGGCCAUUUCUGCAGAUCUGGGGAGACAGGACAUUUUGAGGGGCAGCCAGGAGGCCCUGGCAACCGUCACCGGGAUAGUGGAUGGAACCGGGAGUAUAGGAGCUGCUGUAGGACAGUACCUGGUGUCGCUAAUUGAGAGCAGACUGGGCUGGAUGAGUGUUUUCUACUUCUUCGUCGUCAUGACAGGGGGCAGCGUUGUCUUCAUCGUGCCGUUGCUUGUAAGAGAACUGCGGGACAUGUGGAGAGAGAGGCAAGCUCUGCGCCACCAGCUCUGAGAGCCCGACCGCCGGCUCCGGUUCUGCUCAUUAGGACUGCUCCAGGAUCCAGAAGGUUCGCUGUCGGCCAGAACAGAAACACUAAAACGUACUGUAAGACUUCACUGAGCUCAAUACGGGGCGGGGGGUUUAGCUGAAGUGCCUGAGGAGUAUAGAGGGAUUUGGCCUGAGCCACACUGGUGUACAUAUUUUAACAUUGUAAAUUAAUGUAAAUACUUCUUUUUCCUUACGCACUUCAGUUGAUACGAGUCUUAAAUCAGGAAUGUAAACGUGAAGACCUGAGGUUAAAACAAAGAAUGUGAAUAGUGAUUGUAGUUUUGUAAUCUUGCACUCGGAUUCAAUCGGUCUGAAAAUUUUUCAGUGAACCACUUUAAUCUUCAUCUUUGUUUACAAUCGGGGUGAAAAAUGAUCCUGUAAAUGUGGGGACCGGUUCCAUCGUUCGCUCACGCCACCGACACGUUUUGUAUUCACUUUCUUUUCUCAGAAAUGUUUACAAUUUUGUUUUCAGUUUCUUAAUUUGUGACUAACUCGCACUCUUUAAAUGUGGCGCGGCAUGUUUUGUAGGUUUAAACUCACAGCGGCCUCCACAUUCAUCUGAGCCCUCAUAAAAAAAAAAAAAACCCUAAAAGAAAUUUAUCUUUUUGUUCUGUAGCACAAACUUGCACCAUAAAAAGAUGCUUUAACUCUCAGUGAGGGUUGGGUAUAUUCCCCUCCAUCUUGGCUAAUCUUAAAAUCUUUUAUUGGCUUUUUACAAAGCCAAUAAAAGUAUUGAAAGCAACAAGCUGUUCUUUAACGAAUCACCCAGAUUAAAACAAUCUAAUUUUAGAGGUUUUUUUUUUUUUUGGUUUUUAAUGGAGUUAAUUUGAGUGGGGAAAACUUGAAAAAGAAGUAAAACGAUACUUUUUUCAGAAUCGGAAGCUAAUUUUAGCAUUUGGCUACAUGGCCUCUGGAGCAUCCAGCUUAAUAAAACUCCACUAUGUAGAUGUUUGGUGCCUAAAUGUUUUAGAAAAAUAGGAAAAAUUUAUAAACCAAUUUUUAUAUUUCAAUAAAGAUUUCCGUAUAAAUUUGGGUCCUCAUCCUAAUUUAUCAUAGUUCUGAUUGUUUUCAAUAUUUUUAAUUAUUGGAGGUAUGGAGAUAUUGGAGGUGAAGAUGAUCAAGGCUUUUGCUAUUUUAUGAUCUUACUUUAUAAGACUGAAGAUCCUCUGUGUCAUCAAAAAAUGGACAAAUUAGAAACUCCUCAAAUUUAAGUAUUCAUUUCUUUUUUUUUUUUUUUUUUUAAUAUGUGGUUAAAUUGUAUAUAUAUUGUAUUUCAAUCCAAAUACAUUUUGUCAAGACCCACUAAGCCGUUUUAAUUCUUGGUGAGAAAACAAAUCUGUUUGUGCACCAAAUAAAACUUGUUUUAUUAUGAAAACAAAUGUUCUUUUUUUAGAUUAACAUUUUUGCCAGGAUAAAAGUCUUUAUCUCAUAGAAUGAGGCCAUUCGAGUCUUUUCUAAAUAUAAAAACUGUAGAAAAGCAGUCGGCUGCUUAAAAAUACAGGAUAAGCUUGAAAUUGAAUUUCUACAACAGAAUGAAACUAACAGUAAAAUUAUUUUAGUUUUUGUUCUGUCAUUAGGUUGAAAACUGUUUUCCACAAAUGUCGGCGUAACAUGGGGGUGGGACAUUUUUCCUUAACUACUUAUUUAAAAUUAAUUACUUCGAAAGUAAUUAAUCAGUAAGUAAUUAUCCAGUGUUACUGCAGAGAAAAUUAGCUGUAACAUUUUCUGUAUCAUUUGAUCAGGGAUGUAAAUAAAUGUGAAGAGAGCUGCAUCUUUUCCAGGCUGUGCCAUAGACUUUACAUUUAUUUUAGGCUAACUGUAAAAUCGAACCUUUACAGCCACUGCAACCAAAAUAUUCAGCUUUGCCAGUUUACCAACUUCUUUUCAUGACUAGAAGUAGAUAUCUUUUGUUAAAAUGAUUUAUUUAUUUUUUUUAGUUGCAUUAAUUUUAAUACCAUUUAAUAUCAGGACAUUAUAUAUUCAACCAUAACUCUGUUCAUGGAAGGAGCCAAACACAUGUAAUAGAUUGUAAAAUGAUUAGGUGUGAAAUUUCUCUUGUGUUUUUAAUGGUUUCUUUUAUGUGCAUCUUUUAACUGUAACUUCUACUUCUGUUUGAAAUAAAUGCAAAGUCGCCUUCAAGCUACAAGCAGUUUUGCGUCAGAUCCACUAGGGGGCGCAAGUAAAACUUCAAAUUCCACCUUUUCACUUUGGAUUCUCUCGUAGCCAGUCAUGUGAGAUCUACAGCAGUGUGAUUUCUCUUUAUAUUUAUUUAUUGAUGAAACAAACCAAAUGAAAUGUGUUAUGAAAAGCGGGAGAGCAACAAUACAAAUAUCAUCCAAAAAGAUGGUGAUACAAAGAUGCAUAAACCAGCAUUAAAUUACAGUAGAAUUAUUACAAAAUGGUGUACAAAUAUCUUACAUUCAUGCAUGUACAAAAUAAAAUAAACACUUUUGCUAAAGCUGCAAAAUAAUAGUUUGCAA
This is a messenger RNA of Poecilia reticulata (guppy), 4972 nucleotides long. It is a transcript of the gene slc37a3, whose product is annotated as solute carrier family 37 member 3. Gene Ontology annotation, molecular function: transmembrane transporter activity. The record is from RefSeq and is a predicted model, not a curated record. Gene Ontology annotation, biological process: transmembrane transport. Lineage: Eukaryota; Metazoa; Chordata; Actinopteri; Cyprinodontiformes; Poeciliidae. Gene Ontology annotation, cellular component: endoplasmic reticulum membrane.